CCCGCCACUCCACCCCGGCUAGUCCUGAUGUGAGCGCCUGCUGCAUGAACGGCUCCCCUACCAGCCGCCUUCCCUCAAAAAGUCUUGUCCUUCCCGUCUGUCCUCGUCGCUGCUGAAGCUUGUUUCGCGAUGAUCAAUCUGUGCUGUGUCUGGUUGACCGCAGAGACUUGACUGGUGCGAUUUGUCGACUUUGCUCGGUUCGCUGUUCCAUCCCUCUCUUUCUUCCUUCCUUCCUUCCAUCAUGAGUCCCUUUUCCGUUCCGCACUGGGUCGCUGUCCUCCUGUUGUGUUUGGGAUGGACAAACGCCCACAGUGUCAUCGUCUACCCGGGCUAUCGAGGGAAUAAUCUGCACACCAACGGCACCGUCGAGGCCGCUGACGGUCUGGGUGUCGCCUACAACACCAAGAAUGACACCUACAUGUACCCCUACGGCAUGCAGUGGAUCUAUCCAUGCGGCGGCAUGCCCACCUCGCAAAACCGCACCAAAUGGCCCGUCGGCGGCGGUGCCAUCUCCCUCCAGCCCGGCUGGUUCCAAGGUCACGCCACAGCCUUCAUCUACAUCAACCUAGGCAUGGGCGCGACUCCUCCGAACAUGAGCCACCCGAUGGUCCCGCCGUUCCAGAUCGUGGGGCCGACCAACGACCCCUACCCGGGCACCAUCUGUCUGCCGCAGGUUCUGCUCCCCACAGGGGUGUCUCCCAAGGUGGGCGACCUUGCCACGAUCCAAGUGAUCGAGACUGCCAAACACGGAGCGGCUCUAUAUAAUUGCGCCGACAUCGAAUUCGCCGAACCAGAAGACGUCGCAGAAGUCACCCGCGACAACUGCUUCAACUCCAGUGCCAUCUCCUUCGAAAGCGUAUUCACAUCCACCUCGCUGAAAUCAGCCGCGCAGCCGCGCAGCGCGAUAACAAUGCCCAUGGCAUACGUGAUUCCGUUCGUGGUGGGCGUUGCGGCCUGGAUGACGUUGUAGUUUGGUUUUUUAGCAUGCAUAACCUGUCAUAUCUCUCAUAUCAUACCCAUAUAGUAUUGUCUUUCCUUUUUAUUACUUUAUUACUUACUGUCAGCCUGACAAGUGUGACUGUUAUUUAUUGGCGUUACGGUAAUUAUCCAUCACUCUAUGAGUGUUGAUGUGGUGUCCUUCCACCGGAUACAUCUACAUAACAAAUACGAAGUUCGAAGUUACAGGCUGGAAGUCUAAUUGCCUUCUUCCGGUAUCAGAGCUUGCU
This is a messenger RNA of Aspergillus campestris IBT 28561, 1226 nucleotides long. Its product is annotated as copper acquisition factor BIM1-like domain-containing protein. The transcript has 3 exons. The coding region runs from base 242 to 970 and encodes 242 amino acids. NCBI's taxonomy places the organism in Eukaryota, Fungi, Ascomycota, Eurotiomycetes, Eurotiales, Aspergillaceae. The record is from RefSeq and is a predicted model, not a curated record.